CUUAACGAAAAAAGAAUAGGAAAAAGGACCCAAUUCUCUAACGAGGAAAUUCAUCUUUCGUCCACGCAACCAAACUUUUGUUCGGCUGGCUGGCCCUCUUACCCCUUUGCAACUCCGCUCCGGUAUUCCUUCCCGUCUGGUUCACUGCUAAAGGGAAAUAUAAGAGCUUUUCCGAUCAUCCUUGUCCUUCUUUUCCUUUUUCGCUCCUGGGUUUCCUUCUACUUCUCUAGCGAACCUUUCCUCUGCUGUUUAUCUGUCUUCCUGGGUUCGGUAAAUUCCAGGGGAUACCUAUUUGCCCCCUCUGUCCACCCGAUAGUUCCUAGGCCGCUUCGUUUGGAGCUCUUGCUUUGCUGGGUCGCAGAACUUUGUUGUAGCCAUUUUUGCGUUCUGGGGGAUGGACUGGUUGACUUUGCAUACUCUAUGCAUUUGUGAAUGAUGUUCAGUGGGCAGACGAGCUCUAACACCCUCCGGAAAUUUAAUUGGAGAUGGCAUGAUGACUCCACUUUGACAGCAGGCUUGCUUAAGGAUGUGGCACCAGAGAUUGAGCUGUCUGGUUAUGGAAGGAUACCAAGUCCUGGUAGUGAAAGCCCUUCUGGACUUCUUAAUGGUGAAAGCUUGAACGUUGAGCCAAUUGCUGAUCUGGACUUGUUCUUUGAAAGGCUUUACAGCUACUACUGUGAGAAGGGCCUCUGGUGCAUUAUUAUAAAAUGGAUAGUUGAACUCCUGAGCCUUGGUUUCACCAUCUGUUUCUCGGGGUUUUUCUUACUUUACGUUGACUGGAAUGGUUUACGUAAUGCUAAGUGUGGAAUGGAUGCAGUUGAAUCUGGAACCAAGCCUUGUGACCUGGCAAAAGAAGCUCUCCAUGAACACCCAUUAACCCCCUUAACUCUAUCAAAAGCCAUCAUUGUUGGAUAUUUGGGAUUAUUUUCCAUCUAUCUGGUCUUCUGUUUCUUCAGGUUUUUCUCACAGUUGAAGGAGACCCUUCGGAUCCGUCAAUUCUAUCACAAUAGGUAUCAAACUGUGAAUUGCAUUUUCUUUUGCAGUCUUCAUGUGACUGACAAGGAGAUUCAAACUAUGCCAUGGGCAACAGUUCUUGAAAAGGUUGUCCAACUGCAAACCUCUCGACAACUCUGUGUGGUCAAAGACCUAUCAGCCCAUGACAUGGUCAUGCGAUUGAUGCGGAAAGAGAACUACUUGAUUGGAAUGCUCAAUAAAGGGGUAAUUGCAUUCCCCAUAUCACCAUGGAUUCCAGGUGCGGGGCCAAUUGUCAAAUUUGGUUCAGAUGGAACUCAGUAUCGCUUGAUUCUCACAAAGACUCUUGAAUGGACCUUAAAUUGGUGCAUACUGCAGAGCAUGUUUGAUCGAAACUUCUGUGUUAAGAUGGACUUCCUUUCGAAUCCUAAAACACUGAAAAAGCGACUUAUGGUCGUGGGCAUUGCAAUGCUUCUGCUUUCACCAUUUCUUGUCAUAUUCAUGUUAGUAUAUCUCUUCUUGCGACAUGCUGAGCAGUUCUAUAAUCAUCCUGGCACAGCAUCAUCUAGACGGUGGUCAAAUUUGUCGAGGUGGAUGUUUAGAGAAUUCAAUGAGGUUGACCAUUUGUUCAAGCAUCGAAUCAACAGCAGUAUAGUGCAUGCUUCAGAAUAUCUAAAACAGUUCCCAUCUCCUAUAAUUUCCAUUGUUGCAAAGUUUAUCUCAUUUGUAUCUGGUGGAUUUGCUGCUGUCCUGCUGAUCAUUGCAUUUGUGGAGGAAUCUUUACUCGAGGGCCAUAUCUUCGGGCGCAACUUGCUUUGGUAUGCUGCUGUUUUUGGAACUAUAACAGCUAUCAGCCGGGCUGCAGUGACAAAUGAUCUCUUAGUUCUUGAUCCGGAAGGAACAAUGGCUGUGGUGGUACAGCAUACUCAUUAUAUGCCAAAGAGAUGGCGGGGCAAGGAACAUACUGAGACAGUUAGAAUAGAGUUUGAAACCUUAUUUCAGUAUACUGGUAUGAUGUUACUUGAGGAGAUGGCAUCUAUAUUUCUCACUCCACUCUUGCUUUUAUUUGUUGUACCUAAGCGCGUUGAUGACAUCUUGGAGUUCAUAGCAAAUUUCACUGUGGAAGUGCAAGGCGUUGGUCAUGUUUGUAGUUUUAGUGCUUUUGAUUUUCUAAAUCAUGGCAAUAGCAACUACGCUUCGCCCUGUAAUGCACCUCGCACUCAAAGGAGUUCUCAGGGAAAGAUGGAAAAAGCAAUGUUGAGUUUCAAGAGUAGCUAUCCUUCAUGGGAACCAAAUGCUCAAGGGAAGCAGUUCUUGCUAAAUCUUAGGAAUUUCAGGGAACAGAAGAUGCAAGGACCAGGAAUUAGACAUAUGUGUCACCAUCCUCAAAUGUUACGAGGCAGUCCUCUAAGCCUUAGAAGUGCUGGGGAGAGAAACACGACCAUUUUUAGGGGUGCACCGUAUCAUACUGCUGGAUUUCAGUUGGACUCCUUAUGGUUGAUUGACGUGGAUCAAAAGAAUCAUCAUCCAUAUCUUCUGGAUUGGUACUAUAUGUCUCAACGCGACAAUUUGAUGAAUGAUAACACUAGAGAAGAACAUACUGCACAACUUGAUGUGACUGACCAACAAACCGAAGAUUUCUGGAACCCUACCAAUUUGGCACAGUGUGGUGAUCAAAGAUACGACGAUGAAGACUACUGGGACCGUCAGCAUUUUGAUGAUCGACCAGGCUCUCAUCUGCAGGCUUCCACAUCUGCUCCAUUCUUUCGGGAGAGUGUGAUCCGGCAUCAUGAUUCCACUCACGGUGUUCAUCGUCCUGGUGGAAGCCAUUGGUGGUCCAGAAGCAACUUGCGCGGACAACAGCCCCAGGCAAGUUUCCUGGAGCCCCCUGAUUUCAACAGAUACGCUCAUAGUAAUCAGUUUGAGAAUUUAUCGGAAAGAAGCAUGGAGGAACAAGAACAGGACCUGGAGUUGAGGAACUCGCGUAGUAUGUCCAGGACUACUUACAUGUAUGAUGAUGACAUUGAAGCUGGAGGGAAUUUAAGUCUCCAUUUUGAUGAAGUGUAUGGCAGCAGACCUCCUGAAACUGGAACUAUAGGUGAAGACCAUGAAGACCCACCUAGCUUUUAAAGAAAAACGAUAUGGGGUAUAGGAUCAGGUUAUUAAGCCUGUGGAAGUUAUGUUCGGAUUUGUGGACUUGUACUCUUGUAGUGGACUUGUACAGGUUUAGAUUUAAUUGUUGUACAUAAGAUUCAUUUUUAAGGUAGCUUUUCUCCAGUCAAUUUUUAGAGGGCCACUCCAUUCUGAGCUGCCUUCUGAAACUGUAAAGACUAAAGACAAUUCAAUUUAAAUCCUACGUAGAUUCAUUAAAUCUUCUGUUAACAUCUGACUUCCAGUUUCUUUCUGAUGGCUGCAAUUCACUGCUAAUGGGGCAUGAGAUCAGGUUAUUA
This is a messenger RNA of Linum tenue, 3422 nucleotides long. The record is from the annotation of a GenBank genome assembly. NCBI's taxonomy places the organism in Eukaryota, Viridiplantae, Streptophyta, Magnoliopsida, Malpighiales, Linaceae.